This is a messenger RNA of Acomys russatus (golden spiny mouse), 3080 nucleotides long. RefSeq names its product ETAA1 activator of ATR kinase (gene Etaa1). The transcript has 6 exons. The record is from RefSeq and is a predicted model, not a curated record. Lineage: Eukaryota; Metazoa; Chordata; Mammalia; Rodentia; Muridae. The coding region runs from base 129 to 2747 and encodes 872 amino acids.
GCAGUGUCAUUUGCGCGCCCUACUUGCAAAGAUGGCGGUGUCUCCUUGCUCACAGUUCGUUUGCAGAGCCCUUGCACUGCUCCUCCGUAGCAAAAUGUGAAUGCGGGCGGGAGGACGGUGCCUCAGGAAUGAGUCGGCGGAGGAAGCAUGCGGACAGCCCUUCCCGGAGGAGCACGCCGCGCAGGGCGGCUGCGGAGAACUGCUGCCUGGCGGUGGAGCCGGGGGCCGGGUCGCCCGGGGCGGCCGGCGACUCCAGGCUCUUCAGGGCGAGAGCGCGGUCUUUGCGGCGGGAGCAGCGCCGGGCGGCGGCUGACGGCGGGCUUGGCCCCGGGGAAGAGUAUAAGACACCAACAAGACUUGUGAAAGUGGAUUUAUUAUCCUCUACCUUCAGUUCUCCGAAUGAUCCAGAUGGACAGACUGAUAUCUUCUGGGACCAGAAUUCUCCGAUGACGAAACAGUUAGGUAAAGGAAGAAAAAAGAAGAUUCCCAGUACAUGCGGUGAUGAGAUUUCACAUAUUGUAAAUCGUAUUGCUCCUCAGGUUGAAAAACCGGUGACCAACUCCAUGCUGGGUGUGUGGAUUGGUGAAACUGCUAUUCCUUGUACUCCUAGUGUAGCAAAAGAGAAGUCACGAGCGAAAAUCAGCUGCGCAAAGUUAAAAACACAAAAUCGAGAAAAAGAACUUAUGAAAUUGGCAGAACAGUUUGACAGAAACAUGGGAGAACUGGAUGUGAUUCAAGAGCAAUACGGGAGGGGUCAUCAUUGUAUGCAGGCCACCUCAGAAGUGGGGCAUGUAUGCGACCAUACAGACUCCACUCGGAUGGAGUCAGGUGAUACAGUCCCUGAAAUCAGUCGUGCUCUAAUGAAGAAGCAAGUGGAAGGACACGCCGGCAUCUCUGUGGCAGAGGAGCAAGACAACAAUGAGAAACCGUUUGACCAAAGUGUUGAAGCAGACCUUAAUGCUAUUUUUGAUGGUUCCACUCAGAUGUGUAGUGGACACCUAAGCCAAGAUCUGUCCGGUGCUUUUUUGAACAAUAGUAAAACCACCUUUGUAAAGAAAAUUUCCUUUAUAGAAGAAGUCGUCACUACCGAAACUCUGCUCGCAGAAAACCUGCUAAGUAAAACUCCAGUGUCACCUUCCCCUCAGGUGAAUACUGCCGCGAUGCUAAAAUCAUGUGUGACUCCGUAUGCUAAGAUGCUAGACACAUCUAGUAAACGUCUUGAUGAGUUGACUUGGUGUGAUUUUGAGGAUGAUUGGGAAAACUUACUAGGCAAUGAACCCUUCCUCAUGGAAAAUGCUGACAUGCUUGAACACACUCCUUCUGCAACUGCCCAAGGUACUGCUCGGAAGGCAAUUUGUACCUUUAUUGGUAAAAAUGAUGCAGUGACAUCAAGAGCAAAUACGAAUCUCGAUAGAAGGUUAAGAGAUUCAAAAAUGACACUGAGUCUACCUUCAGAGGCACAUAACAGAGAACCAAGAAGUACUAGAGAAAAUAGAUUUUCACCGUAUCCAGGUGAUGAGUCAAGGAAGUUACCAUUCACUGGGAGUAGAGUGACGUCUGAGAAAUCUGUCAGUAACAUUGUUAGUAAGAAUGAAGACGAUGUUGCUGCCUCUAAUCUUACAGGCGUGAAAGAAGAUGGCCGUGGUAAGUGCACGUUUCAUGUGGAUGCCUCUGACAAGCCUGGUUCACACACAAGACACCCUAAUAAACAGAAAUACGGGCUCAGUGCUAAGCUGCCUUUGAAAGCACCUGCUAAUGCUUACUGCUUCGAUCCUGUAUUCUUGGGCAAAGAAAACAGUGUUUGUAACACGGAUCAGACUCACGGAUCAAAGUCCAGUUCUUCCCUUGAUGACUGGAAUGACCCACUGUUGGCCAGCGAGAUGGUUGAAGCGUGCCAUCAGUUAGAGACUACCUGGGCAGCAGAUGACAUGGAUGAUGAUUUGUUAUGUCAGGCGUGUGAUGACGUCGAGAGACUAACUCAACAAGAAAACAGAGGCAGCGAAGAAUCGGCAAGUCUGAGUAACAUUCCCAGACAUGGAUCCAGGAAUGCUCCUACUGCACCAACCCAAGGCAGUGUGUUGGUGGUGCCAUCUAAUCCUGUCAGCUCUUCAACACUGUCAUCUUUAACAAAUAAGUCACAGAUAAAUAAAUCUGUGACGGUGAGAAAAAGAGACAAUUAUCCUACUAUCUUGGAUGCUACAACAAAUUUCUCUGUGUGCUCUAAGAAUUCAGGUGGUAAUCAGCAUGUGCCACUUGUGCAGGUGAAUAGCCCAAAAUUUGUUCUUGCAGGAACUUCAAGUUUGAAUGUUAGUUUGGGCCCUGUGCGCACAGGCAUUGCUACUAAUGUGAACUUGAGUACGCAUCCACUCUCCCAUAGUGCCUUAGCAAAUGGAACUCAGAACGACAGUGGAGUAUUGAAGUGCUCAAAAUUUACAUUUAAGACUAAAAAUCCUCAGGCUCUUUCUCAGUUAAAUCAAAAUUGUAUAGCAGGAAGUAUACCUGUUAGCAAAAUCUUGCAGGAUUUGGGAAAAGAGGAAACUGUCCAUUCGUUGCUUGAGGGUAAUCACCAGCGACCUUCAAUAAAGUCUUCUGAGUCUUUGAAACCAUCUUCUACAGAUGAAGAAGAGAGAAAUAGGAAGUAUUCUCCUGAAGAAAUUCAACGAAAAAGGCAGGAAGCACUGGUUCGAAGAAAGGCCAAAGCCCAGGCGUGGCCUACAGUCCAUCCAGCUCCCAUUUCACUGCUCUGAUGAAAUCUGAGUUGGAUGGUUUCACGGCUGUUGAUAACUAUCUGUGAUAGGACUUUUGUUCUUGAUUUCUCUGUGAGAAAUUUAAUGCUGACUUAUAAAGCAUGAGCGUCUACUUUAGUAUUUAAUAAAUCAGUGUUUACAAUGGCAAAUGAAACUUUCUCAGAGACGUAUGUGAAUUAUGUAUAAGUUUUUGAAAAGUUACCAGUUAUGUAUAUACAGAGGGAUGUUCUUGUCUUUAUUAAAUAUGGUAGCAGAUGAGCAUGAAAAAUAGACAGCUGUAAAGUAUCUGUACAAAGGCUUUUUCUAACACAAAGAUUAAAGUUGUGAAGUAAA